CAGCUGGCAUCUGUAAACAAUGUAAACAAUAAUAAUUGUGAAAUCAAGGCUUGAUAAAAUGUAAAUAUGUAAUAUUAGGAAAACAAGUUGUUAUCAGUUAUGAGUAAUAAUUUUAAUAGAUAAACAAAUGAUAUAAUGCAGCGAUUUUAUUAUCAGGCUGAUAAAAUUAUAUCUUGUAAGUCCCAGUAGAACAUCUUCUUUUCGAACUGUCUCAUUUUUCUUUCGUAUUGCUUUUUGUUCAUAAAUAACAAGAAAAUGAGUGCCAUAGUUCAAACAGUUUUAGGGGAUGUACACCCUAGUGCAUUAGGCAGAACUCUAACACAUGAACAUCUAUCAAUGGACUUCACCCAUUUCUACAAAGAGCCACCAAAAGAAAUUGCAGAUAAAUUUCAGUCUGGAUUUAGUCUCGAAAAUGUGGGGUUUCACAGGCAGUAUCCAUAUAGCUCUAAAAAUAAUUUAAUAUUCAAUGACUUGAAGGCAAAGGAAGCAGUGUUAAAUGAUGUACUGGCUUAUAAGAAAUAUGGUGGAGGAACAAUAGUUGAGAACACAACAGAGGGGAUCAAACGAGACAUUGAUUUCUAUAAGCAGUUAUCAGAAAAAAGCAAAGUCCAUAUAGUAGCUGGUACUGGUUAUUAUAUAGCUGAUGUGCAAAACAACAGUACUAUGGGAAGUACUGCAGAAGAUAUGUAUAAUCAUAUGCUAAAAGAGAUGACUGAAGGUUGUGUUGACUAUCCUACAGUUAAAUCUGGCUUUGUGGGAGAGAUUGCUAGUGUUUGGCCAAUUAAAGAAUUCGAAAGAAAAGCAAUAAAAGCAGCUGGAGAACUUCAAUCACAAAUUGGUUGCGGAGUUAGUUUCCACCCGCAUAGAGAACCGGAAUCGCCGUUCGAAAUUAUCCGUCUUUACUCAGAAGCGGGCGGGAAAAUGGAUAAAGUUGUCAUGUCUCAUUUGGAUCGUACGCUGCUUGACUUCGACAAGCUCGCAGAGUUUUCCGAACUAGGUACAUAUUGCCAAUUUGAUUUAUUCGGCGUGGAAGUAUCAUUCUACCAAUUACAUGUUCCUACUGAUAUGCCUUCGGAUGCUCAAAGGAUGAACAUGAUUAAGGGAUUGGUUGAUGAUGGCAAAGAAAAUAGAAUUUUGAUGUCUCAUGAUGUGCAUACUAAACAUAGAUUGAUUGAUUUCGGAGGUCACGGAUAUUGCCAUAUAAUUAAUAACAUUCUACCACGGAUGACAGCUAAAGGCUUUUCUCAAGCUCAAAUCGACAAAAUAACGAUUGAAAACCCCGCGGAAUGGCUUACUAUCAAGAAGUAGAAAACAGUCACUUAAUAUAAGGAAAAUGUUGCCAUAUUUACAUUGUUAUUUAUUUAUUAAGGAAACAAUAUAUUCUAAAAGAUUUUUAGACGUUUGUUGUUUUACACUUUUACAAAGGAAGAUUUUUCGUAAUCUAUAUUGUUAAAGUAUAGGUAUUAAUAAAAUUAUUGUUACGAAACUA
Molecule: messenger RNA, 1489 nt
Organism: Colias croceus (clouded yellow)
Lineage: Eukaryota; Metazoa; Arthropoda; Insecta; Lepidoptera; Pieridae
Product: phosphotriesterase-related protein
Exons: 6
Coding region: 256-1308 (350 amino acids)
Biological process (GO): catabolic process
Molecular function (GO): zinc ion binding; hydrolase activity, acting on ester bonds
Source: RefSeq, a predicted model, not a curated record